Messenger RNA from Iphiclides podalirius (scarce swallowtail), 321 nucleotides. Lineage: Eukaryota; Metazoa; Arthropoda; Insecta; Lepidoptera; Papilionidae. The record is from the annotation of a GenBank genome assembly.
AUGCAGAAUAAAUACCACUCUAUAACAGUACCGCUUACCAUAACUUGGUGCAUGAAAAACGUGCCUAAACUAUGGCUGAGAACUGACCUGUUCCUGACGGAGGUCCGGCUGGACAGGGUGAAGUUCCUCUGCGGCAGGCGGGGAGCGGGCGAGGGAGCGGGAGCGGGAGCGGGCGCGGGCGCCGUAGCGGGCGGCGAGGUGCGGGCCAGGCGGCCGCCCGCCGCCGCCGCGCUCGCCGCCAGUAGCACCACCAUCCACCACUUGGGCAUCGCGAGAUCACGGGGCGCACGAGACGCGCAGGACACGCUCGAGAACGUACUG